This is a messenger RNA of Closterium sp. Naga37s-1, 705 nucleotides long. The record is from the annotation of a GenBank genome assembly. Lineage: Eukaryota; Viridiplantae; Streptophyta; Zygnematophyceae; Desmidiales; Closteriaceae.
AUGAGCUGCCAGCACACCAUGCCAGCUGUCAUUUCCCCCCACUCGACCUCCCCUGGCGCUGACGUGUCGUCCUUUCCCGGCAGCCCUCGGCACUACAAUCUGGUCCCCAUGGUCGUGGAGCAGACGCCACGUGGCGAGCGCGCAUUCGACAUCUUCUCCCGGCUGCUCAAGGAGCGGAUCGUGUGCGUGAACGGCGCGAUAGGCGACGACACGGCGGCACUGGUGGUGGCUCAGCUGCUGUAUUUAGAAUCAGAACACCCCGAGAAACCUGUGUACAUGUACAUAAACUCGCCUGGCGGUCUGGUGACUGCAGGCCUUGCCAUAUACGACACCAUGCAGUACAUCCAGUGUACAGUGAGCACUCUCUGCGUGGGCCAAGCAGCCUCCAUGGCCACGCUGCUGCUCGCAGCAGGGGAGGCGGGGCAGAGGCGCUCGCUGCCCAACGCGCGGCUCAUGGUGCACCAGCCGUCAGGGGGCGCCCAGGGGCAGGCCACGGAUAUUGCCAUUCAUGCAGAGGAGAUUAUCAAGACUAAGGGCCGGCUGAAUGGGCUUUAUGCUAAGCACACGGGGAAGGAGAUUGGUGUGAUUGCUGAGAGCAUGGAGAGGGAUCGCUUCAUGAGCCCUACAGAGGCACUCUCCUUUGGGCUUAUAGACGAGGUUAUCGACAAAAGACCUGCUGCCUUGGUCACAGAUUGUGUCAAGUGA